AUGUCUCCAGAAUUCGAAGCGAAUCUUUUGAGGAUCCUGGAAAAUCAAGGCCGCAUUCUUGCAGAGUUGUCAGCUUCCCGGGCGGCAGAAGCUCAAGCUAGUCAAGCAGGACAAGGGGACGGUAAUCUGCAACGCAGUCAGCAGCAUCCGGAAGAACCACGUCUGCGGAAUCAAAGCGAGUUUCUGAUCGAAUCGUUGUCAAGCGCAAUCAACGAGUUCAACUACGACCCGGAAGCAGGAAUAACGUUCGAAGCCUGGUUUGCCAAAUAUGAAGAUCUGUUCGAAGAAGACGCUCGAGCUCUGGACGGACCGGCCAAGGUUCGAUUGCUGCUUCGAAACCUCAGCACCGUAGCGCAUAAGAAGUAUGUGAGCUACAUCCUCCCGAAGAAGCCGAAGGAAGUGACUUUCGAUGAAACAAUCAAGACAUUGCAGUCCAUCUUCGGUCGUCAAACAUCGCUCUUCAAUCAACGUUACCAGUGUCUACAACUCAAGAAGGAUCCGACCGACGACUACUUCACCUACGCUGGAGUUGUGAAUGAAAAGUGCGAAGAAUUCAAGCUCUCGGAGAUCAACGCGGACCAGUUCAAGUGUUUGAUGUUUGUUUCCGGCCUGAAUUCAAGCAAGGACUCGGACGUUCGGACAACCCUUCUAUCACGGAUCGAGAGUUCCAAUCCCGCUACGCCGAUGACCCUACGCUCGCUAGCAGAGGAAUGCCAGAGAAUCCUGAAUCUGAAACGAGACACCGCCAUGAUCGAGAAGACCGGAGGAAAACAAACCGUUUGUGCAGUGAAGAAUUCAUCAAAACCGCCGCACAACAGCAAACCGCAAUCCGAAAUUCCGAACACACCAUGUUGGAGAUGCGGCGACAUGCAUUAUUCGAAGAAUUGCCCCUACCUCCAGCAUGAGUGUAAAUCCUGCAAGAAAACUGGACACAAGGAAGGUUAUUGCUCCUGUUUCAAGCAAAAGGAUAGGAAGAAGAAGCGUCCAUUCAAGAAUAACGCUGUGGCUAAAGCACAAGGACUGUACACCAUCAAUCAGGUCAGUAUCGCAGCCAGACGUAAGUUCGUGAACCUGGAGAUCAACGGACAUCCAGUACGACUACAACUAGACAGCGCAGCAGACAUCACCGUGAUUUCAUCGGACGUGUACAAACAAAUAGGCAGCCCCGUUGCAAGUUCAGCAUCCAUCAACGUUGUUAACGCAUCAGGUGACGACAUGGGUCUCAUAGCUGAAUUUGAAUGUACCGUUACUUUGAACGACGUCGUGAAGCAAGGAAGAUGUUACGUCACAAACGUGGACAAUCUCAACUUGUUCGGCACCGAGUGGAUCGAGCUAUUUGGAUUGUGGGACAUUCCGUUCAACGCAGUCUGCAAUCAAGUCUCCUCAAAAUCACAUCCAAAAUCGGAAGAACUUGUCCAGCGUCUACGAUCGAAGUUCAAGAACGUGUUCAGUGAAGACCUUGGAUUGUGCACUAAGAAGAAGGUAUCGCUAUCAGUCAAGCCAGGUACCAAGCCCGUAUUUCGUCCGAAGCGUCCAGUCCCGUAUGCAUCAACGGAGAAGAUUGAAGCCGAGCUGGAUCGUCUACAAAGUUUGGGAAUCAUUUCGCCAAUUCCAUACUCCGAGUGGGCGGCUCCCAUCGUUGCUGUACGAAAACCGAACGGCAAAGUGAGAAUUUGCGCGGACUAUUCCACCGGACUAAACGAAGCUUUGGAACCGAAUCAACAUCCGUUACCGUUACCACAGGACCUGUUUGCGAAGCUGGCGGGCAAGAAGUACUUCACUCAAAUCGAUUUAUCCGAUGCUUACCUACAAGUAGAAGUCACGGAAGAGUCCAGGAAGAUGCUGUCAAUCAACACUCACAAAGGCUUAUUCCAAUUCAAUCGACUUUCCCCUGGUGUCAAGACGGCCCCCGGCGAGUUCCAGCAUAUCGUGGACAAUAUGAUUGCGGAUUUGGAGGACGUUAGCGGAUAUCUCGAUGACAUCAUGGUAGCAAGUGACACCUUGGAGAAGCACAUCGAGCAACUAGACCGGUUGUUCGCCCGAAUUGAAGAGUACGGUUUCCAUCUGAAAAUUGAGAAGAGCAACUUUUUCAUGAAGCAAAUCAAGUACCUUGGACUGAUCGCUGAUGAAGAAGGACUUCGACCUGAUCCAGAAAAAGUUAAGGCAAUUGUCAAGAUGCCGGCGCCUCAUGAUGUUCAAACGUUACGUUCAUUCCUGGGAGCAAUUAACUACUACGGCAAGUUUGUGAGGUCCAUGCAUGAGCUUCGCCAACCACUUGAUGCUCUACUCAAGAAAGAUGUCAAAUGGAACUGGAGUCAAGCGUGCCAGGAAUCAUUCAACAAGUUCAAGGAGAUCCUUCAAUCAGACCUGUUGCUGACCCACUAUAAUCCGAAACUGGAGAUGAUAGUAGCAGCAGACGCGUCACAGAAUGGCCUGGGUGCUGUUCUUCUUCAUCGCUUCCCUGACGGCACCGUUAAAGCAGUUUGCCACGCUUCCCGGACGUUGACCAAUGCUGAGAAGAACUACGCACAAGGUGAAAAAGAAGGACUCGCUCUUGUGUUUGCCUGCACCAAGUUCCAUCGCAUGAUUUUUGGACGGCGAUUCACACUACACACGGAUCACAAGCCACUACUAGGAAUUUUUGGAUCGAAAAAAGGAAUACCAGUUCAUACAGCAAGCAGACUGCAAAGGUGGGCGUUAACUCUCUUGCAGUACGAUUUCAAGCUGGAAUUCAAGUCUACUGACAGUUUUGGGUAUGCUGAUGUCCUGUCACGAUUGAUCGGUGAACAUUCCAAGCCGGAUGAGGACUACAUCAUCGCUAGUGUUCAGCUAGAAGCAGACAUCAAAAGUAUGCAAGCCGAAUCUGCAGCAGUACUUCCAGUAACCUACCAGAUGAUUCAACAAGAAACGAAGCAGGAUGAAACUCUCCAAUCCGUCAUGCGACAUCUUCGGAACAACUGGACAACACCACCAGAAGCCAAUGAACUUCAGUGUUUCUUCAAACGGCGCGAAUCGUUGUGUGAAGCAGACGGAUGCCUCAUGUUCCUGGAUCGUAUGGUAGUACCACUGUCUUUGCAGAAUGCAGUUCUCAAGCAAUUGCACGCAGGGCACCCCGGAAUGCAGAGAAUGAAAUCCAUAGCAAGAAGCUUCAUCUACUGGCCUAAUAUUGACGCUCACAUUGAGGACUACGUACGCAAGUGUAGUGACUGCGCAGCAGCUUCAAAAGCUCCAGUGAAGACUACUCUAUCAUCGUGGCCUAUACCUUCUCAACCAUGGACCAGGCUACAUUUGGACUACGCUGGACCAAUUCAAGGACGGUAUUUUCUGGUAAUAGUGGAUGCUCAUUCAAAAUGGCCUGAAAUAUUCGCUACUACCAGUUCAACGGCAACAACGACCACAAGGAAACUUCACGAAUGCAUCGCACGUUUUGGUUGUCCUCAAAUAGUAGUUACCGACAACGGCACUCAAUUCGAUUCGGAAAUUUUCAAGCAAUUUUGCAAAAAGUUUGGCAUCGAGCACGUGCGAACUCCACCGUUUCAUCCACAAUCCAACGGCCAGGCUGAGAGAUUUGUGGAUACCUUGAAGCGCGCUCUAUCGAAGAUGGGGGAGAAAAAUGUGGAAGAUGCACUGCAAACAUUCCUUCAAGCAUAUCGUUACACACCCAACCCUUCUCUACCGGACAGUAAAUCACCGGCUGAGGCAUUACUCGGAAGAAAAGUUCGAACAGUCUUCGAUCUAAUGAAACGACCGGAACAGCAGGUGGCACACAGCAAUGAGAAACAAAAUGCUCAAUUCAACAAGAAGCAUGGAGCCAAGCAUCGCAGUUUCGUGAUCGGUGAGGAAGUAUAUGCUGAAAUUCACAUUCGAAAUGAGAAAUACUGGGCCGAAGGAGUGAUCAUCGAGCAAAAAGGAAAUGUGGUGUACAACGUUCUUUUGGAAGACAAACGACGUCGAGGUUUGAUCCGAUCCCAUGCAAAUCAACUACGACGACGAACACUAUCGGAACCUACAGCGAUUGAAGAUAAUACGAUUCCGUUGCAAAUACUGCUGGACGAGUUUUCAGUCACAGAACCUAUUCCAAUUCACGAAGACGAUGGAGGUCAACGGGAGGUUUUACCAGAAGCAAACGACAACCCGCUAUCCCAGCCAGUUGAAGUUCAGCUGCAACCGUUUUUGGAUGUUCCUGGGCCUUCGAGAUUGUACGAUCGUGACCAACCAUCAACGCAGCGGCUGGCGAAGAAAAGGAGUAUUCCGUUCCGUGAUCCAUCCAGCAGGAAACGAAGACUCCCAUCUCACUUCGAAUAUUAUGAGAUUUAUUAA
This is a messenger RNA of Aedes albopictus (Asian tiger mosquito), 4320 nucleotides long. RefSeq lists its product as uncharacterized. The record is from RefSeq and is a predicted model, not a curated record. Gene Ontology annotation, molecular function: nucleic acid binding. Lineage: Eukaryota; Metazoa; Arthropoda; Insecta; Diptera; Culicidae. Gene Ontology annotation, biological process: DNA integration. Bases 1 to 4320 code for a protein of 1439 amino acids. The transcript has a single exon.